Molecule: messenger RNA, 3093 nt
Organism: Canis lupus familiaris (dog)
Lineage: Eukaryota; Metazoa; Chordata; Mammalia; Carnivora; Canidae
Gene: SLC13A4
Product: solute carrier family 13 member 4
Exons: 16
Coding region: 1-1881 (626 amino acids)
Biological process (GO): monoatomic anion transmembrane transport
Cellular component (GO): membrane
Molecular function (GO): transmembrane transporter activity
Source: RefSeq, a predicted model, not a curated record
AUGGGCCUGCUCAGGGGCCUCCUCGGCGCCAGGAACCUGUUGCUCGUCAUCUUCGUGCCGCUGUUGCUGCUGCCACUGCCCGUGCUCCACCCCAGCAGCGAGGCUGCAUGCGCUUACGUGCUGAUCGUGACCGCCGUGUACUGGGUGUCCGAGGCCGUGCCUCUCGGAGCGGCAGCCCUGGUGCCCGCCUUCCUCUACCCGUUCUUCGGAGUCCUCCGAUCCAGCGAGGUGGCCGCUGAGUACUUCAAGAACACCACGCUGCUGCUGGUGGGCGUCAUCUGCGUGGCGGCUGCCGUGGAGAAGUGGAACCUGCACAAGCGCAUCGCUCUGCGCAUGGUCCUGAUGGCCGGAGCCAAGCCGGGCAUGCUGCUGCUCUGCUUCAUGUGCUGCACCACAAUGCUCUCCAUGUGGCUCUCCAACACGUCCACCACCGCCAUGGUGAUGCCCAUCGUGGAGGCCGUGCUGCAGGAGCUGGUCAGUGCCGAGGAGGAGCAGCUCGUGGCUGGCAACUCCAGCGCCGAAGAGGCCGAGCCCAUCAGUCUUGAUGUAAACAACAGCCAACCCUCUCUGGAACUCAUCUUUGUCAAUGAAGACCCGUCGACUGCAGACUUCGCCUCUCUGAUGCAGAACAAGAACCUGAAUGGUGUGCCCACAGUCACCAACCCAGUCAAAACAGCAAAUCCCCAGGGCAAGAAGCAGCACCGAUCCCAGGAAAAGCCACUAGUCCUGAUCCCCGGCCCCAGGAACCAGGAGCUCAACAGAAAGUACAAGUCCCAGCAUGACCAGAUGAUCUGCAAGUGCCUGUCUCUGAGCAUAUCUUAUGCUGCUACCAUUGGGGGCCUGACCACCAUCAUUGGCACGUCUACCAGCCUCAUUUUCUUGGAACACUUCAACAACCAGUAUCCAGCUGCAGAGGUGGUCAACUUUGGCACCUGGUUCCUCUUCAGCUUUCCCAUCUCCCUCAUCAUGCUGGUGGUCAGCUGGUUCUGGAUGCACUGGCUGUUCCUGGGCUGCAACUUUAGAGAGACCUGCUCUCUAAGCAAGAAGAAGAAGACCAAAAGGGAAGAGCUGUCAGAGAAGAGAAUCCAAGAGGAAUAUGAAAAGCUGGGAGCCAUUAGCUACCCUGAAAUGGUAACUGGAUUUUUCUUCAUCCUGAUGACCGUGCUGUGGUUUACCCGGGAGCCUGGCUUUGUUCCUGGCUGGGAUUCUUUCUUUGAGAAGAAGGGCUACCGCACCGAUGCCACGGUCUCUGUUUUCCUCGGCUUCCUCCUCUUCCUGAUUCCAGCAAAGAAGCCUUGCUUUGGGAAGAAGAGUGAUGGGCAGAGCCAGGAGCCCUCCCUGGGGACAGAGCCCAUCAUUACAUGGAAGGACUUCCAGAAGACCAUGCCCUGGGAGAUUGUCAUUCUGGUGGGAGGAGGCUAUGCUCUGGCCUCUGGCAGCAAGAGCUCUGGCCUCUCCACAUGGAUUGGACACCAGAUGUUGUCUCUGAGUGGCCUCCCACCGUGGGCUGUCACCCUGUUGGCAUGCAUCCUGGUGUCCAUUGUCACAGAGUUUGUGAGCAACCCAGCCACCAUCACCAUCUUCCUGCCCAUCCUAUGCAGCCUGUCUGAAACGCUGCACAUUAAUCCACUCUACACUCUGAUCCCAGUCACCAUGUGCAUCUCCUUUGCAGUGAUGCUGCCUGUGGGCAAUCCCCCCAACGCCAUCGUCUUCAGCUAUGGGCAUUGCCAGAUCAAAGAUAUGGUGAAAGCUGGCCUAGGGGUCAAUGUCAUUGGCCUAGUAAUCGUGAUGGUGGCCAUCAACACAUGGGGAGUUAGCCUCUUCCACUUGGACACUUUUCCAGCCUGGGUGAGGGUCAGUAAUAUCACUGACCAGGCCUAACACAAGUGGGCAAACGGCCCGAGCGAAGGAGCUGCCAAGCACCUAACAGAGGCUGACCAACAGGCCGAGAGCCGCCAGGACGAGCGACCAACUGACACCAGAAGAUCCUGGAAGAUCCUGCUGUCCGUCGCCUCAAGUGCAGCAAGCCUCCGACAACCUGAACACAUGCUUGGAUGUUAGUGCCCUCUUCCCUGCCCUCCGUCCUUAGCACCACCCACGUUAGUACCUGUUUUUGCCAACGGAAAGAAAUCUCAGGAGGAUCUCCAGGUUUCUGAGAAAAGUCUGCAUAGCAUUCAGCGCUGAUUUUGCAGCGAGCUGGUAGAAGAGCAGUGCACAGCCUGAGUGCCAGCGUGGUGCCACCACGCCCCCUCCUGGGAAGCCACACCCAGCAUCCCAGAGGCAACCUACCAGAGCCAUCAACUCUGCCUGGGAGCGGUGCUUUGUUGAUUUUGUGCAGGGUUAGCGAGAUGUGCCCCAAGGUAUUAGAGAAGCCAGAGAGAGGUUCCUCUUUGGGUCUGGGAAUGCUCUUUGCUCAAUGCCAUUUCAGCUUACGGAAGGUUUCAUAGGAAUGCUCUACCUUUGCGUAGCUGGGGCGGGGGGGGGGGGGGGGGGGGGGACACCUGUCUCUCUCAUCACCUACCACUCAUCAUCGAUACCACUGCAUUGGUUCUGUCCGGAGGGAGAAAAGAACUGUCGUACCUGUCUUACUCAUGAGGCCAAAGCUAGGAUUCGGACCACAGUACUAUUCAUGGUGUCCGACUAGCUUUCUUCCGGAUGUAAUGAGGAGUUCAUGCCUGAGAAGACAAGUACAGAAGGUUCCAAACACAUCAGUCGCUUUCUACAAGUCAGUAACCCCUUGAGGGGAGAGAAGAUGUCUUCUGUUCCUUAAAGUUUCCAGCAACUUAUACAAUAAACUAACUAAAUGUUGCCCGUGAGAAAAAUCACUCUGGAAAUUAAGGCCUCCUGAAAACCCUGCAUUUUCUCCACAGCAGGUGUCCUCGCUAUAUGACUGGAUGUAGCUCCCAACAACCCUGGCUUGUAAGCAAUACAUAUUUCUGAUUUCCACCACCAGUUCCUUGCUAAAUAGGUCUUAUUGGAAAAGGAAUACCCCACAGUUACUACAUUCUUGUAAUUGAUUUUAAGUUACUAUUGAUAGCAUGGGCAGUCUUCCCACAACUUAUCAAUAAAGUCAUUCCCUUAGUUUAUCAAGUA